AUGGGAAGCUUUCAGAGCCAGACCUCCCCAGAUUGCACCGCUUUCAUUGAAGAGAAGAUACAUGCAAAAAAAGUUGUUAUGUUUGUCAAGCCGUACUGCCCAAAUUGCAAAUCCGCGAUAAGCCUUUUUCGCGAUCUCAUUGGCACCUCCAUCACGGAAGCUGAUCUGGACGUAGUGGAUAUCAGUAACAAUCCAAGGUGCUCCGAAAUUCAGGAUGCACUCAAGGCACUGACGGGUGCGCGAACUGUACCCCGAAUAUUCAUUAACGGGAAGUCACUGGGCGGCUUUGAUGAAGCACAAAGGGCACAGAAAGCCGGAAAAUUGCAUACUCUUUUGGAAUCUUAG
Messenger RNA from Dibothriocephalus latus, 345 nucleotides. NCBI's taxonomy places the organism in Eukaryota, Metazoa, Platyhelminthes, Cestoda, Diphyllobothriidea, Diphyllobothriidae. The record is from the annotation of a GenBank genome assembly.